GUUAGCAUCCGGCUAACUCAUAACUUCCCGACCGCUGUCUGUGAGUCUCGCCUCCAACUUGAGAAUGCUGAACGGGCUGAGCAUCGAUGGCGGAGAGCAAUGACUGAGGAGUUUGAUGACGAUGUGGUAUUUGAGAAUUCCCCACUGUUCCAGUACCUUCAGGAUCUAGGGCACACCGACUUCGAGUCAUGUCCGACGGCGUCUCAGGAGGAGGAGGAGGAGUACGGAGGUGCAGAGGGAGACCUCAACUCUGCUGGCCAACAUAAGCAAAAAACAGCAGGAGGAUGUUUAUGGAGACUGGUUGAGGCCUUGAGGAGAUGGAGUCCCCUUCACCAGGCAGAUGAAUCUCAUAAGCUGGAGCAGCAGCUGGACAGUGCUUUUGGCCAGUACUCGGUCAGAUGCAUCCUGGACCAGGACGUGCUGUUGCAGGAGGAUGUGGAGCUUAUCGAGCUUUUGGACCCGAGCUUGCUCACCUUCGGCUCGUCGCCUUCCGGCUCACCAAGCCGAGUGAGCUCCCUGCCCAGGCUGAGUCUCGUCCCCAGGCUAUCACUAUGGGACGUAGCGGGGCUGGUGGGAGUGGCUGUAAUGCUGUUAGGAGUCUGUUCCUCUUCUGGGAGCCUGUGGUCUCUGGCUGCUGCGCCGUGGGGUCUGGCUCUGCUGGGCUGGAUGGGAAAGAGGGGCCUGGUAUUGUGGAGACGCCGACGCAUGCAGAAGGACGUCCAAACCAGGGCCAACCGGCUCCAGACUCUGGUCCAUAACAGCAAAACUCUGACGGGACUGGCCCGGAAAGCUCUGCGUCUGGUGCAGGAGACAGAGGUCAUCUCCAGAGGGUUCACCCUUUUGCUCGACAGGGUGAGUGCGGCCGGAUCCUUUAGCAGGGCGGGGCCCGGGGCGGUGCCCCGCAGCCAGCAGCUAAUUGGCCUCAGGAAGGUCCUGUACCGGGCUCUCCGCUCGGCCUUCAGAGCCUCGCGCAGGGCCACCUGUCACAUGCUCAAAGCGUUCCCGCUGAACUCUGAGGUCGACAAUGUGACCAACUAUGUGUGCGCGGUGCCUCUGAAGGAGCUGGGGCUCGGCCUGGGGAUCGAGCACCUCGGGGACGAGCAGGCGCAGGAGCUGACUGAUGACUACAGCCUUCCAGCCCUCAAGAUGCUCUUCCAGCUGUGGUUGGGUCAAAGUUCAGAAUCUUUGCGACGUCUCGCUCUUCUCCUCUCGCCGCACCGAAUUGCAGAGUCUGAGGAGGACAGAACCAAAGAAGACACCUACCCUCCUUCUUCCCACCCACCGCCUCCGCUUCACCGCUCCGUCGCUGCCGUGACCGAGCCCCUCCAUCACGCUCUAGCCAGCUGUCUCGCCGACGUUCAGCGCAGCUACGACUUCCACCGACACUUCGAGAUGCAGCCGAGGUUGUCGAGCUCCGACAAGAACGGGCGUGCGAGGGAGAAAUGCAGAGAGCUGAACGUCCUGCACACGUCCAUCCGAAGCCUGCAGCUCCACCUCAAGGCGCUGCUCAGCGAGAUGAUCAUCUUGGAGGAUGAUCUAGAGAAGCUGAUGGUGUCCAAGCAGCUGACAGAUUUAACCCUGGAAGGCUACCGCGACCUGAACGAGCGGCUGCAGCUGCUGCAGCCCCACAUGCAGGCCAGCGCUGGCUGCUGGGAGGACACAGUCAGCCAGGUGGAGCGCAUGCUAAGACGAGCCAACUCCUCUCCAGGUAAUGCUGAUGACACUGAGCAGUUUGGUCCUCUGGUUCCUGAGGUUCCUGCUCCUCCAUCCUACCCUCUGAUUCUGGACAGAGACCCGGUGCCGGAGGAAAUCGAGCUGGAGGCCUACGUCUCCGACUCGGACUCUGACGGGGAGGGAAGAGGGUCGUGGUCCGACUUGCUGUCCCCAGAGGAGCGGGAACGACAGCAGAGGGAGAGGGAGGAGUCUCGUCGCGUCCUGUCUGAGCUGAAAGCCGUCCUGGGCUUCCGCGCGUCCGACGGGGAGAGGAUGAAGAGGAAGCAGAUGCUGUUCAGCGACCAAGCGGCUUCAUCGCCUUCAGUUCUGAGUCAGGGUCAGGAUCCCGCUGCUCCCAGUUCUGUAAGCGCUGCAGGAACUGGUGCUGAGGAAGGAAACUACCUAUCAGAGCGCCAUGCAGGAAACGACGUGGAGGAAGAGGAAGGAAGCUACGACAGGGUGAGGCCCGACCCUGUCACAGAGUUCAGCUGCGGCCUGGAGGAAAGGGAGACGGGAGGACCCCCCGUCUGUGGCGGAGGAGGAACGUCAGAGCUGCACCAGUAUGACGGUGUUGCUGAGGAGGAAGAAGAGCGUCAGAACGGUCUGGACUGCUUCCUGAAUCCUAAAAUCCCCGCCGUCUCUGUGAUGGACAGACUGACUGAGAUCCACGGCUCAGAGACUCUCAGCUUUAGCUCCGCCCUUGCCGCUCAAGUGGUGGCGCGCUCGCAGUCGCUUGUCAACAUGGAGGAGCAGACGUUUGGAGACGACGACGAUGGUGAUGAGGAGGAGGAAGGGGAAAACGCCAUCACCUCAGAGAAGGAUUAAACAUCAAGCUGACUGCUUUAACAGAGCAGAGACAGUAUUUAUGUCUGACUGUCUGUUUGGUCCGUAUUACGUCCCGUUAUGUUCCAGCUCUCAUCUAUCACUGUGCUUCACCUACAAUUCUUAUUGCUGUGGAAACUCAGGAACAAGACCCACUGACACAGUGGGGUUCAAGUAGCAGAUUAUCCUCAGAUACAACCAGAUAAUUUAGCAUAAUCUGUCUUACCUGUGGAUGUAAUAGAAAAAAACGUCUCCUUCGCUGUAAUCACCUUUCAUUUAGCUGAUUUGUUGUCACCUCACAUGGUUACUGAUGGAAGAAGAAAGAGCUUCACUGCUCAAUUGUUUAUCCGCUACACAAAUGUUUAUAUUGAAUUUAGCCAAAUUGAUCUAUAAUUCGAACUUUUUCUGCUCUUAAAGACGAAAAGCCAACUUAAAAAUGUUGAUAUAGUGAUAAAAAUGGUCAUAUACUUUCAAUUCAAAGCAUUUUACUUUUACUACAGCUUGAAACAAUAGCUGCUUAACCCCAAAAAAAAUCAAUUUGUGUCUGAAAUAGUUUUUAUUUGAGUAUUAAAUGUAACGCACCCUUUAACUUAAUGGCAAAACCCUGAAUGAUUAAAAAGAAACACUUUUAGACGCAGCAUUACAAUCAUGCACCUUUAAUUAGAUCAAAUUUAUUCUGUAGCAGAAAAGGAAAAGUUGUAAUUGUUAUAUAGUCGCUCCUGCUGCCGGUGUGUUUUACCAGUAAAUAAAAGGACUCUAAAUUGAAUAUUUUAGGUGUGCCAGGGUCUUAGGAAGAGAACUGGACCCACAGCAUUACAUGUCCUCCACCGUACUGAACAUGAAGUGCUGUUUCAUAUAUUCGUCCUCUUUCCACACCAAAGUCAGGGAGUGUUUCUUGCAGAGAAGCUAUAAUAACAUGGACAAUUGGCCAGUAGAUGGCUUGAUAUGUUAUAAAUCACCCCCCUCUCUGGGAGCGGUGGGAAUAAUGAACUUGGUUUCUCUUCCAACGUGGAUAAAAACCCAAUAAAACUAUGAUAGCUGCAUUGGUUUUAUUGUUUUUAAAUAUUUCUCUUACUGUGGAUAUUUGGAGGUUUAGGUUAGGAGAUGUUUUCUUACACCCUGUUUUCUGACAGAAGAAUUAACACACAUCUAACUUGUAUUUAUUGUUCUCUUUGUUUUUUUGCUUUUUUAGGUUAAAGAAUAGUUGGUGAAAUGAAAUUAAGAAAAACAUUUAGCUCCAUUUCAUUUAAAUAGAUGUUUUAAUACUUUUCAAGAGUUUUUCUCCCCUUGCUGAAUGAAUAAUCUUGAGUUAAAUGUUAAAAUUUGUAGAAAUGAUUGCUGCUGUCAAAAAAAAAUUCUUCUAAUGGUUUUUUACUCAGAGUGCCAAUAGGUUUGAGGGUGCUACACAUUAAUAUUCCAAUCAAACUGUUUGUUGGAUCAGAUUUAAAAUGAUGUUCUCUUUCAGGAAAUAUUCAGUCUGAAUUCAUUGGUAGAAAAUAUAGACGAAGCCUAAAGAAAAAAAAGUAGAUUUGUAUAGGAGAAAUUGUGAUUAAGCUAGGCAAAAUAAUUUACGGAAGAAAAUUAGGGCCACUGGAAAAAAAAAAAAAA
Cyprinodon tularosa is the source of this 4143-nucleotide messenger RNA. RefSeq names its product vezatin, adherens junctions transmembrane protein (gene vezt). The record is from RefSeq and is a predicted model, not a curated record. The coding region runs from base 100 to 2538 and encodes 812 amino acids. Gene Ontology annotation, molecular function: myosin binding. Gene Ontology annotation, biological process: cell-cell adhesion. NCBI's taxonomy places the organism in Eukaryota, Metazoa, Chordata, Actinopteri, Cyprinodontiformes, Cyprinodontidae. Gene Ontology annotation, cellular component: plasma membrane. The transcript is spliced from 12 exons.